AAAAAGCUAGGAAAGUUAAAAGGAGUUCAUGAAGAACACCAGCAACCUCCUCUUCAGCAGCCACCUAUACAGAGUCCAAAGGAAGAAACCACAUUCACAUCCCUACCAAAAGACACCUCUGUUUCCACAAACACAACUAUUGUUCCAAUCAUAUCUGCUGUAUCCCCUGGACUUACACUGUCAGCAACUGUGAUACUUGAAAAUAUAGAACCAGAAAUUGUGUAUGCGGGAUAUGACAGUUCACAGCCAGACACAGCAGAACACCUUCUAUCCAGCCUCAACCGAUUAGCUGGGAAACAGAUGAUCCAAGUGGUCAAAUGGGCAAAAGUGAUUCCAGGAUUUAGAAACCUGCCUCUUGAGGACCAAAUUACUUUAAUCCAGUACUCCUGGAUGUGCCUGUCGUCAUUUGCCUUGAGCUGGAGAUCCUAUAAACAUGCAAAUAGCCAAUACUUGUAUUUUGCACCAGACUUGAUAUUUAAUGAGUAA
Molecule: messenger RNA, 486 nt
Organism: Staurois parvus
Lineage: Eukaryota; Metazoa; Chordata; Amphibia; Anura; Ranidae
Source: the annotation of a GenBank genome assembly